This is a messenger RNA of Strigops habroptila (Kakapo), 2649 nucleotides long. It is a transcript of the gene PCP4, whose product is annotated as Purkinje cell protein 4. Gene Ontology annotation, molecular function: calmodulin binding; calcium ion binding. The transcript has 3 exons. Lineage: Eukaryota; Metazoa; Chordata; Aves; Psittaciformes; Psittacidae. Gene Ontology annotation, cellular component: cytoplasm. The record is from RefSeq and is a predicted model, not a curated record. Bases 92 to 280 code for a protein of 62 amino acids.
GCGGGGCGCCGGUUCUUAACAGUCGGCGCGGUGCGGCGGGAGCGCUGUACCGGUUGGGCUGCUGCGAGCCGGGCUGCCGCUGCUGCGCGACAUGAGCGAGAGACAAGGAACCGGAGCUACAAAUGGAAAAGAGAAGACAUCUGCUGAGAAUGAUGGGCAGAAGAAGGUUCAAGAGGAAUUUGACAUAGACAUGGACGCGCCAGAGACAGAGCGGGCAGCUGUGGCGAUACAGUCCCAGUUCAGAAAGUUCCAGAAGAAAAAAGCGGGGUCCCAGUCUUAGUAGCUACCUCACAGCUUAAAAAAAAGUAAUCUGAAAUGAUUUAUCAAGAAAAUCAGAAAUAACACAAAGAUGCAUGUACAGAAAUAAUCAAUAUUUAAACCCCCAUUGGCAGAUAACAAACCAUAAACUUGUGUGUGACUUCAUCCCAGAUGUUUCACGCCCAUUAUCCUCUGUAACUCACCACUUUACUUGAUGUUGUAAUAAAAAGUUAGGGUGAAGUAAUUAAAGUGUCUGCCUUCAUCUGUCUUUUCAUAUUACUCCCGCAACCACAGCGUUACAAAUGAGCCCAGCCCAGAUGCUUGUUUUCCUCUUCACGUAAAGCUUGGAGACAUAAACAACACCGUAUGUUACAAGGUUUUUGCUGAGGGAUGAGAGCGUGCAUCUCAGCCCAGCUUACCUCAUUUGGAGAAUUCCAGCUGCCAGCCAAAUGUGACAAUGAAAUUACUUUCUCGUAAUGAGCUGAAAGUAAAAAGUUGCAAGUAGAAGCUGGCAUGAGGGGAAAAGGUGUAGGAAGCAGUGAGCAGUCUAUUUUUGUCUAGCGAUUAUGCCAAUAAAGUGGCUUAAGUGGGGAAAUUGUCCCUGUCCUUCUUCUUUGCAUGGUAACGUUCAGAAUUACCCAGCUUGGACCACAUUGACUGUUAUGGAAAAAAGAAUUCAGACACAAAAUACAAAAUCCAAUGCCACAAACCUUUGGAAAGGUUGUAGGUUUUUUUAAUUUGUAAAAAUAGAAACUGACCCUCCAAAUGCUGAUGCAGCUUUUCACUCUCUACAUAAUCAAGAACUAUUUCUAUGCCAUCUCUCUGUUUUCAUCUUAUUUUCCAUUUUUGAUGAGUAAAUCAUAACAGACUCCCUAUCACCAUUUGCACUGUUAUGUAUUCAACAUUAUAUGAGCCCCUUAAUGUAUCACUGUAUUAGCCCAGUUUCUAAUUAACAAAAAGUGUCCACAACAAUGUCUUUCUUAAAUUGGGAAGCAUUUCUAUUUUCUCCCUGUUGUAAAACAGGAACAGACCAAUUUCAGGCUAGAUCUAAGUGAGGAUCUUGCCUGGCUUCAGACCUGAUCAGGAAUUGGCUGCACAUAUAGUGCAUGAGGAAGGUUUAAACAAGUACCUUGUACUCAGAAAAAGGAGCUAUUUAGGUUGAGCAGGUGGGACACGUACUACACAGAGAUGUAUAAAAUAAAAUCUCAUCCUCUUCUUGGCUUCAUCAGAUUUAGGGGUUCCAGUAGGCAUCUUUGUCUCUAGGGAAAUCAGAGAGAGAAGCAUUUUCUGAAGGACUGGUGUUUGCAGUGGUUCUCCAAGAUGGGAGUGUGAGCCUCACCUCCAGGCUGACAGAUGCAGGCGUGCUGAGUUGGGGCAGCCUGCCUGCCUUGCCUUUAACUGGGCAGCCUGGAGCUGGGGCUUCUUCAGCUGUGAGAGAUGCAGGUAUAAUUCCCAGGUCUGUCUAGAUUGAGUAAUUUCUUCCUCUCCCGCCUUCCACAGUAGUAUUCUGAUCACCAGGGCAAAGGCCAUGUGUAUCAUUAGUGCCCUCAUGUAAACAGAAAGCUGCAACCAAGGGGUAGUAAUAGAGGGAAGGAAGGAUCUCACCCUGGUGGCAGUCACUUCCCAUGAGAGCCCACCAUAGCAGCAAUACUGAAGGUGUAGAGCUGUGAGGGGAACAGGACCAGAGAGGGAAGGCCCUCAGCCUUAUGGAGGUGCUGGGCAACAAUUUAGUGAGGAGCCAAAACCUGAUGGUGGUGAUAGGAGCGCUGGGACUGUGCUGGUUAGGAAGAGCCCUUGGAGAUGUUGAGCAGAGGAAGCCUUAUGGAUACUGUGGGUGAUGCAGAAAGCCAGUGCAGAGACCUGUGGGUGCUUAAUAAGCACGGCAAAACUGGGUGGGAAUGGGCAGGGCUCUUUAGACCUUAGUUUGAGGAUAAACAUCUAAAUGCUGCCCAGACCUGCCUUACGCACCUCUGUCUGGGCCAAGUCCCAGUCCUAUAUAUGUGUUACCCACACAUCACCUGCAAAGUCAGAAUUCUCCAAGCUGCUGCUCAGCGCUUUCCCUCUAAAAGCACAUUUUAGCAGCACUGUUUCUGUGCAUUUAGGAAUUUCACAAAUAAACCUCACGGCUGCUGUGCUCCAAGUGUGGUUUGUGGAGGCCAUGGAUUCCCCACUUGCCUUUCACAGAGACUGCUCACCAUAUAAUAAUUACCUUAGCAUAAUAAUUUAAAAAUUGUAAUGGGUUUGAAUUAUGUUGGUGCCAUUUUGUUUAGAUGAACAUAUAUCUGUAAUAAAGGACUGCAUUUGUGUUCUGCAUUAUGUCAUUUGAAAUAGCAUGAGCUCUGUAAUGGCUACUUAAUUGAAUAAAAACUAUGGGUAAGCACUAGGCUUUUA